AUGUACGCAGAAGCCCCACAACAACCCAAGCCUUGGGCAUGGACACCUUUGAUCGAGAGUCGACCGCUAUCAGAAGCAGCAGGAUGUAGAGUCUUCCUGAAACUGGACAACCUGCAGCCAUCCGGCUCAUUCAAGUCCCGCGGUGUAGGCAACUACGUCCUUCAACGUGCCGCCGAACGCAUCUCAGAAUCUGGAGUUCCCAACGCAACACACUUUUAUGCAGCAUCAGGUGGCAAUGCAGGCAUUGCCUGUGUUCACGCUGCCAGAACACUUGGCUACCCUGCCACAGUCGUUGUACCCAAGAGUGCUAAGCCAGUCAUGAUUGCAAAGAUCUGGGCCAUGGGAGUCAAACAGGUUAUUCAACAUGGAUCUACAAUCGCUGAAGCACAAGAAUACAUCCUCAACACUCUUUUGCCUGCCGAUCCAACCGGUGUUUUCGUUCCUCCUUUCGACCACCAGGACAUCUGGGACGGCAAUGCAACUGUCAUGCAGGAGAUUGCAUCUCAACUCGGUGACAAGCCUGAUGUUGUCGUCUGCAGUGUCGGUGGCGGAGGUCUCCUCAACGGAAUCAUGCAGGAAUUGGACCACAAGAAGUGGAAUAACGACGUUCAGGUCCUCGCCAUGGAAACCAAAGGAGCUGACUCGUUGAGCCAGAGUCUUGAGUCUGGUCAAAUCAUCACUCUUCCCAGAAUCACAUCACAAGCCACCAGUCUUGGAGUUGUCAGGGUCGCAGAGAAGACUUUUGAAUAUGCUCAGAGGCCUAACGUCACGAGUGUUGUCCUCACCGACGAACAAGCUGCCAAGGGCUGUUGCUUGUUGGCUGAGCACGAAAGAAUGAUGGUUGAGCUAACUGUUGGCGUCAACGUCCCUGUCUGCUUCGAUGGCUUCCUACAGAGUCUACUGGCUAACAAGAAGACAAUCACCAAGGACAGCAAGGUGGUCCUGGUAGUCUGCGGCGGUAACGACAUCUCACUUGACAUGCUCAUGGCCUGGCGUAUGGCUAUGGUCGGCAACGAGACUGUUCAGGAGAACACCACAACCAUGACCGCAAGAGUCGGAGCUACUGGAGUAACAGCUUGA
Molecule: messenger RNA, 1080 nt
Organism: Aureobasidium melanogenum CBS 110374
Lineage: Eukaryota; Fungi; Ascomycota; Dothideomycetes; Dothideales; Saccotheciaceae
Product: tryptophan synthase beta subunit-like PLP-dependent enzyme
Exons: 3
Coding region: 1-1080 (359 amino acids)
Biological process (GO): L-serine catabolic process; L-threonine catabolic process
Molecular function (GO): L-serine ammonia-lyase activity; pyridoxal phosphate binding; threonine deaminase activity
Source: RefSeq, a predicted model, not a curated record